GCAGGUUAAACCUACAUUUCCCCRCGGGAGCCGGCGGUCCCGCUGCUCCGUGACGGCUGCCGGCGCGUGCCCAGCUCCCCGUGUGCGGAUCCGGUGCUGCGCGCRGCCCUGCGGAGGCGCUUCCCCCUCAGCAUCCCGGCUGCAACAGAUUGCCCGGAGCGGCACCGCUGGAAUUAUGUGAGCUGGCCUCGCGCCGCUCCCGAAGCAAACAUGAUGAAAACGGAGCCUUCGGGAGAAAGAUCCACCCUGCGGAGUGCCUCUCCUCACAGGAAUGCCUACAGGACGGAGUUCCAGGCGCUGAAAAGCACCUUYGACAAACCCAAGUCAGAUGGAGACCCGAAAUCGAAAGAGGAAGGAGAGGCCUCCCAGAGCAGGGGGAGGAAGUAUGGCUCGAAUGUCAAUAGGAUCAAGAACUUGUUUAUGCAGAUGGGCAUGGAGCCCACUGAAAGCGCUGGAGUCACCCCCAAAACCAGGGGGAAGGGUGGCCCCCCGUCACCUCAAAGGCGGAUUAGGCCCAAAGAAUUUGUAGAAAAAGCAGAUGGCUCCAUCGUAAAAUUGGAAUCUUCCGUUUCAGAGAGGAUUAGUAGGUUUGAUACUAUCCAUGAUGGUCCUUCUUACUCCAAGUUUACUGAAACUCGAAAGAUGUUUGAGCGAAAUGCUCAUGAAACGGGACAUUCCCAUCGCUAUUCCCCAAAGAAAGAGAAAGCGGCUUCCAUUGAGCUUCCGGACGAGUGGUGCGGCGCCAAAUCUCACCGGGGCAGCACCGAUUCCCUGGACAGCCUUAGCCCAAGGACAGAGACCGUCUCCCCGACUGUGAGCCAGCUCAGUGCAGUGUUCGAAAACACCGACUCCCACAACGUGAUCGUUUUGGAAAAGUCGGAGCACAAUGAAGAAUACUCUGUGACAGGUCACUACCCGCUGAACCUGUCCUCCACUGUCACUAACAUCUCCUCCCCUGUUGCCAACCUGGAGGGCUUCAGUCCUCUGAAAUCAGAGGCCAGCACGUGGUCGCCACCAGCCACACAAAGCACGAGCUUGGCAUCCAUUGAGGGCCCCCAACAGAACAGCACAUCGUCCACGCCGAGACAGCAGGCGUCCACAGGCACUUUGCUGGCUUCCAAACCAGCUGAGGAAAUCAGAAAGAAAGCAGAGGCCGAUGCUGCUGAGUGCUGCGUGGGGCACCUGCAGGAUGAGGCCAGCCCCGGCAGCGAGAGGGCCGUGGACAGUUGUGCUAGGAAUAAACCCAAAGCAGACACRGAGGUUUUCUUGGGACAAAAGGAGCGGUCAGAAAACRCAGAGGGUGCCUCUGGUAGAGCUGRAGCUGCAGAAGCACCAAGAAGUUCAGUGUCGGGUGGUGAUUUCGUGGCAGAUGCUGUUUCAGAYGCUGCCGAGUCGCACUACGAUGAGGGCAGCGAGAAGGAAGUAAACGAAGACGGGGACAGUUUCCAGAGCUCCCAUGUGUACAUGCACUCCGACUACAGCGUGUACAGGGUGCGCUCCAGGUAUAACUCUGACUGGGGAGAGACGGGCACAGAACAGGAUGAUCAGGAUGACAGUGACGAGAAUAACUGCUAUGAGCCUGAUAUGGAAUACUCCGAAAUUAAUGGAUUGCCAGAUGAGGAUGAAAUCCCAGCAAACAGAAAAAUACAGUUCAGCCGCGCUCCGAUCAAGGUUUUCAAUACAUACUCCAAUGAAGACUAUGACAGGAGAAAUGAUGAAGUUGACCCGGUGGCUGCAUCAGCUGAGUAUGAACUUGAAAAGCGUGUGGAAAAGUUGGAGCUUUUCCCAGCUGAGCUAGAAAAAGAUGAAGAUGGACUUGGCAUAAGCAUUAUUGGAAUGGGAGUUGGAGCAGAUGCAGGCCUUGAAAAACUGGGAAUAUUUGUCAAAACAGUAACUGAAGGUGGAGCAGCAGAAAGGGAUGGCAGGAUCCAAGUGAAUGACCAAAUCGUGGAAGUGGAUGGCAUCAGCCUGGUUGGUGUUACACAGAAUUUUGCAGCAACCGUUCUUAGAAACACCAAGGGGAAAGUCAGGUUUGUAAUUGGACGAGAAAAACCRGGACAGGUCAGUGAGGUGGCGCAGCUGAUCAGCCAAACCCUGGAACAGGAACGGCGCCAGAGAGAGCUCCUGGAGCAGCAUUAUGCCCAGUACGACGCAGAUGACGAUGAGACAGGGGAAUAUGCUACAGAUGAAGAAGACGAAGACAUGGCACCUGCCCUUCCAGGGGGUGAUGUGGCCAUUGAAGUGUUUGAUCUUCCCGAAAACGACGACAUGUUCUCCCCCAGCGACCUGGACACCAGCAAGCUGGCUCACAAGUUCAAAGAGUUGCAAAUCAAACAUGCAGUUACAGAAGCUGAAAUUCAGAAGCUGAAGACGAAGCUGCAGGCUGCUGAGAAUGAGAAAGUGAGGUGGGAAGUGGAGAAGACCCAGCUCCAGCAGAACAUUGAGGAGAAUAAGGAAAGGAUGAUGAAAUUAGAGAGUUACUGGAUUGAGGCACAAACCUUGUGUCACACUGUGAAUGAGCACCUCAAGGAGACGCAAAGCCAAUAUCAGGCCCUGGAAAAGAAAUAUAACAAGGCAAAGAAAUUAAUCAAGGAUUUUCAGCAAAAAGAACUUGACUUCAUUAAACGCCAGGAAGCUGAACGAAAGAAAAUAGAAGAUUUGGAGAAAGAACAUCUGGCAGAGGUUCAAGGCUUGCAAACUCGUAUCCGAGACUUGGAAGCAGAAGUUUUCAGGCUAUUGAAGCAAAAUGGGAGCCAGGUUAACAACAACAACAACAUUUUUGAGAGGCAGACAUCUUUGGGAGAGGUUUCUAGAGGAGAUCCAGUGGAAAAUCUAGAUACUAAGCAGGUGUCCUGUCUGGAUGGCUUAAAUCAAGAUUUCAAUGAAGCGGUGCCAGAAACAGAGAGGCUGGACUCUAAAGCUCUGAAAACUCGAGCCCAACUUUCAGUGAAGAACAAGCGUCAGAGGCCUACGAGGACAAGGCUCUAUGACAGUAUCAGCUCGACUGACGGAGAGGACAGCCUGGAGCGAAAGCCGUCAGACAGUUACAGUAGUCCCAUGCACAUUUCCAAAUCAGCUCUGCCCCCAUGUGUGAGAGCAUCCUCACCAGCAUCAGAUUCUGGUGCUUCCUCCCUCUCCCCAGUGGCUAGCAGUGCAGCAUUCGCGUUUGACAACCUAACAGAGAAACCAGAAGAAGGACAACAGCACCAAGGAGGUGCCUUUUCCCAUCUUGCUUGGGGGCACUCUCCUCUUCCCUCACCUUCAAAAUCUGCGCCCAGCUCUGAAGCAUCUUCUUUCCAUCACCCAGCUGGCAGGAGUGUUUUACAAGAUGAAGAUGGUGCCACAUGUGCCCAGGCAGUAAGAACAACUAGCCCUACUAUGGGGCAGGCAGAAAAACUAAAGCGAAAACUUGCAGAUCUUGGGGCCCCCUUGAGAAGGAGUUCAAACAAGGGAAAGAAGUGGAAAGAGAAAGAAGCUCUUAGGGUCACCUGUGGCAGUAGGGCCACCAGAGAGAUGCUGCAGAAAUCAGCAAACACAAACUCUUUACUAGAGCGAUCCUCRCCUCUCCCACACCGUGUGCCAUUCACACGGUGUGGAGAGAGUAGCAAGGGAUCCAAUUCUUCCAGCAACCUGCCAUCACCUACCAGCUCCACCGAACCUUCUUCUGAAAAUUUAAGUCCAGCUAAAAAAGGGGCAAAGAAUUUCACAUUCAAUGAUGACUUCAGUCCUAGCAGCACAAGUUCAGCAGAUUUGAGUGGUUUAGGAGCAGAACCCAAACCCCCAGGUUUCUCGCACUCCUUAGCACUGUCAUCAGAUGAGAGCCUGGAUAUGAUUGAUGAUGAGAUCCUCGAUGAUGGACAGUCUCCUAAACACAGUCAGUAUCAGAAUCGUGCUGUGCAGGAGUGGAGCGUGCAGCAGGUUUCCCACUGGUUAAUGAGCCUCAACCUUGAGCAGUAUGUUUCUGAAUUCAGUGCCCAGAACAUUAAUGGGGAGCAUCUCCUUCAACUGGAUGGGAGUAAGCUCAAGGCUCUUGGUGUGGCAUCUUCCCAGGACCGAGCAGUCAUUAAAAAGAAGUUAAAGGAAAUGAAAACAUCCCUGGAGAAAGCUCGCAAAGCUCAAGAGAAAAUGGAAAAGCAAAGGGAAAAGCUUAGGAAGAAGGAACAAGAGCAGCUGCAGAGGAAAUCAAAGAGAACAGACAAGUCUCCAUCAGAUGCGACAGAGGGCACUACCGAGCAGUGACAAGCAGGACUGCUGUGCUCCUAACGUGGAGGCACGUCAAGGGAAGAGAAACUCUCACCCAAGCAGGUGCCCUCCAGCCUUCUUGUAUUCACUACACAAGAGUAUUGUACACAGAAACGGGGCUAUAGAUAGAAUGAGUAGGGAAAUUUAUGUUGUGUAGUUUUAUUUUCCUACAUAUUCGGUUCACACUCGUUGUUGCCAUGCUAAACAAGCCCAGACCCUCAGUUGGUUUUGUUGUUGUUGAUGGCUAACAGAUUUCAUACUUGUGCGGCGCUGCUUCCUUCCAAACUACUCUCCUCUAUUGAGCUCUCUCUGUGUGUUGGGUCACUUGAGAAGCCAGCGAGAUGCUGAGGAGCGCGUCCUGCUGCACGUGUGCCGAGCAGGGUGGCCGGACAGAACGACUGGGAAAUUUCGUUCAGCUGAGUAGAAGGAGCUGUUCUCCCUCCAGUAGAGCUGACUUAACUUUCUGACUGGAAUUUUGACUUCUUUGCAGUGUUUUGAUACUCGGUUCUGUCUGCUGGAGUUUCGUCUUGCAUCAGUACCUUGAAGUGACACUGCUCUGGAAAUGGAACUACUCAGAGACUUCUUAUUAUACACUGGAGAUAAAGACAAGAGAGUCAGUGUUGCCCCUGGGUAAAAGACAGGACAUGAACCUCUUUCUGUUAACUGUACAGUAGUUUAAUCCAGGAAGGAGGCAAAGCCUUAAAUGAUUAUGUGGGUUUACACAGAAAUCUGAGGAUAACAUUUAUCCUUUAGGUAUCUGAGCAAGGAUGAAUUUCUAUCUAGAGCACGGCAUAUAGAUCUGUAUAAAUUUCAUUGUGCUCCCAGUGUGUGUAGGUAACUUUCUUAUAGCACACUGCUUUCUUUUUCAUGUGUUUUGAAUGGAAACUGGAUUUGUUUUGCUCUGUUUUUUUCAAGGAAAGCACCACAUCUUCAGAUUCGUUCUCCAGUAAGCACUGGGAGAACAAGCUUUGUGCUGUGCUGUUAUCAAGUUGUCAGUGGAAACGUUUAUCAAACUCGAGUCUGUUAAAGACUUCAGUUUUUAAAGAAGUGCACUUUAAGAAGAGGAAGAAGAGGGAUUCUGGUUAAAAUAAAAAUUCAGUACAUUGCUAUUAAGAUCAAUGUUACCA
This is a messenger RNA of Nothoprocta perdicaria, 5369 nucleotides long. RefSeq names its product protein phosphatase 1 regulatory subunit 9A (gene PPP1R9A). Gene Ontology annotation, biological process: actin filament organization; calcium-mediated signaling; neuron projection development. The transcript has 19 exons. NCBI's taxonomy places the organism in Eukaryota, Metazoa, Chordata, Aves, Tinamiformes, Tinamidae. Gene Ontology annotation, cellular component: postsynaptic density; actin cytoskeleton; dendrite. The record is from RefSeq and is a predicted model, not a curated record. Gene Ontology annotation, molecular function: actin filament binding. The coding region runs from base 211 to 4239 and encodes 1342 amino acids.